Molecule: messenger RNA, 426 nt
Organism: Papaver somniferum (opium poppy)
Lineage: Eukaryota; Viridiplantae; Streptophyta; Magnoliopsida; Ranunculales; Papaveraceae
Exons: 1
Coding region: 1-426 (141 amino acids)
Source: RefSeq, a predicted model, not a curated record
AUGAAAGGAGAUCAGCCUUGCAGUACUCCAAUUGCUACUUCAACCAAACUUUCUAAGGGUGAUGGUGCUUUACUUGAUAAUCCUACAGAAUACAGGUCACUUGUGGGUGCAUUGCAGUAUCUGACCUGGACAAGGCCAGAAUUAUCCUUUGCAGUUAACUUGGUCUGCCAACACAUGCAGCAUCCAAGAAACACUCAUAUGGAUGCUGCAAAAAGGAUACUGAGGUAUGUAAAAUGGACUUUGGGACAUGGUCUUCACUUCACUACAGGCAACAGUUUUUUAUUGGGUUUUUCUGAUGCUGAUUGGGCUGGCUGUGUGGAUGAUAGAAGAUCCACUGGAGGUUACUGUAUAUUUCUUGGAUCUAAUGUCAUUUCUUGUUCACCUAAUAAACAGUCUACUAUUGCCACAUCCAAUAUUGAAGCAUAA